AUGUCAAUUCAGCAAGAAGGUGUGUUAGGGAUAACAUCUAGUAUUGGCUAUGUAGGCUCACAUACAGGACCUUUUUUUCCAGAUGCUAUCAUUCAUAUGCGAAUCACCAACGACGAGAAAGCUCUUCGGCGGGUAACAAAGAAGUUCCAUAACUACGCCUCAGUGGCGAACACUACCGCGGCACCAUUCUCACCGUCGACCACAUCACCCGUGGACGAUGCACGAGAAGCAUUCCUUGUCGAAUUGGCGUCAUUCCAUCUAUCGUUGAAGAAGAAUCUGAUGGUGUGCGAGGCCGAGGCGCGGCAAGUGCAAGAGUACCAGAGGGAGAGGGAACGUAUAGCUUCAGAACAUCACCUUCUGCAGGGUCAAAUAGAACACCUCAAGACCUCGCUCGAGUACGCCCAGUUAGAGCGGAAGCGCAAGAUUGAAUAUGACGCUAUUGCCGAGAAGAUCAACACACUCCCGAGUAGGGAUGAGCUUAACAGGUUGGUUUUAUAG
Molecule: messenger RNA, 498 nt
Organism: Postia placenta MAD-698-R-SB12
Lineage: Eukaryota; Fungi; Basidiomycota; Agaricomycetes; Polyporales; Adustoporiaceae
Exons: 2
Coding region: 1-498 (165 amino acids)
Biological process (GO): mRNA processing
Cellular component (GO): THO complex part of transcription export complex
Source: RefSeq, a predicted model, not a curated record